This is a messenger RNA of Aspergillus versicolor CBS 583.65, 816 nucleotides long. RefSeq lists its product as uncharacterized. The coding region runs from base 1 to 816 and encodes 271 amino acids. The transcript is spliced from 3 exons. The record is from RefSeq and is a predicted model, not a curated record. Lineage: Eukaryota; Fungi; Ascomycota; Eurotiomycetes; Eurotiales; Aspergillaceae.
AUGGAUAAAUCAGAAGUUAUCGUCCUCGCAGGAGGGACUGGCGACUUGGGCCGGUACCUUCACGAAGAGCUCAUCAAGGACGGCAGUUAUACCGUCGCCCUAUUAACCCGCAAGACAGAUUACAGUCCUUCCCUCCCAAGAACUACCGUGCACCAAACAGAAUACACCGAAUCCUCCGUCCUUUCCAUCCUCGACGAAACCUCUGCAACGGCCCUGAUCUCUCUAAUCCGCUGCGACGGCAACGAGUACCUCCCAAUCCAUACAGCACUAGUCAAAGCGUGCCUACAAUCCGAGACCUGCAAACGCUUCAUCCCCUCCGAAUGGGCCGGUAAUAUCGAAACAUUCCCCCAUCUCCUCCGUUCCUACGCUCAUACCCGCGCACCCUUGCGGGAUAUCCUCAAAGCAACCGCUCCAUCGGAUUUGAAAUGGACUCUUGUCAACUUCGGCUGGUUCAUGGAGUACUUCCUACCAGAGGAGAAGUCGUAUAUGAAGCGGAUCCCAGGGGAGUUUCCUGUUGAUCCGAUGGCAUGGACGUAUACUGUGCGCGGGACGGGCGAUGAACCUCAGGGGUGGACUUACCGUCCAUUCAAACGAAGUUAUCGCUCUCUCGAAGACAUCGCCGCCUCGAUGGCAGAAUACGACACAAACCCCGGCCCUCAAUCCGAUAUCGCUGAACUGGAGGAGUGGACUGUCACCGGCGCGACGGCGUGUCCUAAAGAUACCACACUUCGUCAGCGCGAGAAGUAUUUCUCUGGGAUUCGGUUUUUGACUAUUGCGGAGAUGUUGAGGAAGGCCGAAGUGGAUGGUCAUCUUUAG